UCGAUACAGCUAGUUAGCAACAAGGAAAUAGCUUAAUUCAACAAACGCUGGCCGUGAUACGCUUAUAGAUAUCAUGGGCAAUUGUGAAAACUGCUUUGGAUACGUUGUGAUGUCGAGCUAACCAAAUAAAUAAUUAGAACUUCGUGUGACUGUGAGCUGGCUAGUUAGGCAACGUUAACGGUUUCACGUUAGGAGAGUAGCCAGCCUCGUAAACUACCUACGUGGCUUAGAAGCAGCAGUGCGCUUCCCAGCCGUGUACCAGUGGGGGUGAACGUUGGUUGAGGUUUGGUCGUUUGGAAAAAACGAUUAUGACAAAUAUGUCAGCGAAUGAUGGUACCAGCUCCUCUCUAGUCGCAGAGCUGUCCUUCUCUUUUCAGGACGAGUUGACUGCAACCAUUCAAAAUGCACUUGGGGUGGCUGUGGAGAUAGCUGUUGUAGAAAUAACCAAACUGGUCAGCCAGGUGUUGAGAGGUGUGAGAGACCAAAUGCACGAAACGUUAAGGGAUAAUAAAUCCCUGAAGUUUAGAUUACAGGCAGCAGAACUUGAACUCAGCACAGUGCAAGAUCGUCUGGAGGAACACCGCCACACGGGUGGUGGGAAUAAAGGAGAUGUCAUUAGUUGUAGUAUUGGCAUCCAGCAGGUUCAUGACCAACUCACUUCCUUAAGCACCGGCCGGGGACAAACAACAGUUAACAUCAGAACACAGGACUGUGAGAGCAAUGGAGAAGUGCUUUCUAAUCAACGUGUCGACGGCCCAUCUGAUGUGAAGGAAAUGUUUGGAAUUCUGGAUGACCCGCCCGAUACAAACCCCAAUACCUACUCUGCUGAAACCUUUUGUGAGAUCCGAGAGGAUGGACGUGUGUGCACCCAAGACAUUAAACAUGACAUGUCUGAGGAGCCUCAGCUACAACAUGAAUCUCAGGAAAGGCCUGUGACCAAGGAAGAGCAGUCCGGACUGCGUUCCUGUAUCCAGGAAAAUACUUCACAUUUCAAUGAUGAAUGCUCAGCCACAGCUCACAGUGCAGCACAGGCCUUGUCUGAUGGCCAGAGCAAACUCUCUGAAGCUGAAGUGAAAGUCGAGGCAUCAGCCCCGAACUGCAGCUCAGACACGGUUGCUUAUGGAGCACGGGGAGAUGAGGACUUUGGAGCAGACAGUCUGUCUCUCGCCCAGUCCCAACUUUUGGAGGACUGGCGGCCAGACCCUUUGCAGCUCCAGAGCUGUGAUUCAGACACUUUCACUCCAUCCACCAGCCAUUCUCUAGCCGACUCGCCCAUCUUCUCAGCAGACAUCCCUGACCUGGCCCUAUUGCCUCCAGCUGGGUCGGGGCAUCCUGCGCCUUUCUCCAAACCCUAUCAGCACAGGAACCCUGCGGCCCCCCCUACGUCCAGCUCGGCCCAGAAUCAACCGUAUCCCUCUCAUUCGCGAAGCCAGCACGUGUGCAAGGUGUGCGGCCAAACCUUCCGUCUGUCCGAGGAGCUGCGCCGGCACCGCAAAAACCACAUCCGGAGCCCCAAGAAGAGCCUCUUCCCGCCGGGCCGCAGCCCCUACCACUGCUCCCUGUGCGGCCGCGACUUCAACCGCAUGGAGCACCUGAAGAUCCAUCAGCGCAUCCACACGGGCGAGAGGCCCUACGGCUGCACCGUCUGCAACGCACGCUUCCGCCACUCCUGGGCUCUGACGCGUCACUUCCGCAUCCACACGGGCGAGAAGCCGUACGCCUGCGGCAUCUGCGGAAAGACCUUUCGGAACUGCGGGGGUUUGCGCUUCCACCAGCGGUCUCAUGGAGUGGGAGCCGUGGGUGGAGUGUCUUGAUGGCAGACUGUUACCCUGAAGACUGGGAACAGUCAUGGGAUUCGGAGCUUUGUUAUGCUUGGACUUGGAGGGCAAAUACUCCUCAGCUGGUAAAGUUGCUCUCAGAGCAGACAUUUUGCAUUUAACAUUUCUGUCGUAUUACACACAUGAUGCUGUUUUCAUGUUGUCCACAUUUGACAGCUAGGGCUGUCACACAUAAAGACAUGAAGACUUUUACAGGUUGACAGACGGGUUUUUACGACUUGUUUAAAAAAUUUGAAGAAUCUGUUGCGUACAUGACGACUCAAUAAAGGAACGUCUCCUAGUCAGCAUCACAGAAGAACACGGUCCUAACAGCUACUUUGAGAUGCUGUUUGUUUUGCAGUCAACCUACUGAGAAAUCAGGAAGAGAAAAGAAAGCAUAUAUUUUAGGCAAAGUGGAUGCUGCUAUUUUAUUUUUUACCACAGUCAAGAAAGGGCCAUAUGACUAUGUUAUUGUUUUUUAGCUAAAGCUGAAUAUUCCGCUUUUUCCUUCACGACCUUGAAUCCCUUUUGGCUGCUGUGAGGUGCAGUCUUGUGAAUGAGCCUGACUGUUUCAUUCCAGGGCCACUCCGGUUGGACAGUGGAUGGCUUCAUAUACCCAGCUGACACUGGACGUGUGUUAGUGUAACUUGUGUAACUUGACUGGCUGGUUGGCUUCAGACGGACAAGACUGUGGCCUUGGUGGUUUUAAUAAUGUGUUAUGCCCCUUGCCAGCCUCACAUUUUAUUAAAGAUAUGUUGAGGAUCAUGCUUUUAGUCUUUGUGACAUUUCUUGUAGUAAGUGUGAAGGGCACAAACGUAAUGAUUCUGUCUGGAUUAUGUUUUUUUUUGAAGAGUUGUACACAUGAGCAUUCUAUACAGUUGUGUUAACCUAAUUUCAUACUUGACUAUUUUGUAACCAUAGAGUUCAGACUG
Messenger RNA from Clupea harengus (Atlantic herring), 2749 nucleotides. RefSeq lists its product as uncharacterized. Gene Ontology annotation, cellular component: nucleus. Gene Ontology annotation, biological process: regulation of gene expression. The record is from RefSeq and is a predicted model, not a curated record. Lineage: Eukaryota; Metazoa; Chordata; Actinopteri; Clupeiformes; Clupeidae.